AUGACCAUCGAGAAUGAUUUGGUGGUAAAGUUCGGCUCUGCUGCCAAUAGUCAAGACACUAUAUCCACCUUACAGCACUACAUGAAGAUAUAUGAUCUUAGCGUGGAUGAUCUUUACAUCAAGUGGGAGCAGUUCUCUUAUCACAAUAAGGACAAAUAUGCUGCGAAUAGCUUCUCUGAACCGGUUCUACAUGAAUUCAAGAGCUAUAUGCAGCAGCAGAUGGAGAAAAAAGUGAGCGCAUCGAUUACUUCGAGCAGCUCAGUUACUCCCUCGAUCAAGAAGCCUAAGCUCCUGGUUCCAAAUGCGAAUUCACCAUCGAUGUUUGGAUUAGCUAUUCCAAAUACUCCCACUUUAAAGAAGCGUAGAAUUGAAACUGGUGGUACUCCAACAGAGGCGCCCAAAUCUAGUCCAUUAGGAAUAACUGAAUUACCUUUAUCGGCGACAAAAACACCAGCUAACCUAAAGGCCGCUACCGAGGCAGAUAAGUGUCUUGUUACACUUAAUGUAGACAACGUUCAGAAGAGCGAGGGUAUUGAUUUGGAAGAAGGUAGCUCUAAGGUCAAGAUAGCGCCCUUUUAUGAUGCUAAAAAGUACAAAUUCAGAACAAUGAGACAGAGUUUGCUGGAUACAGCCGAUGUGCUGGACGAACAAAUCGAUAUUUUCACUGAAGUUGUGCAGAAACAUUACAACUUAAAACCAUCUGAUAUCGGAGACCCUACUUAUCAGCAGCAAUCUGAAAUAUACACAGUGGGUAGAAUUGUGCCCGACGCUGUGAAUGCCGAUGGUCCAUUGAAUAUAGACUCGCUAGCUUUAGAGACAUCGAGAUCGACGGGUAUUGGUAGGAGAAUAAGGCUGAAUUUCGAAAAGCUGCAAGACGUAUCUGUUUUCCCAGGCCAAAUCAUUGCAUUAAGAGGUAAAAACGCAAACGGCGAAUACUUCGUCAUUGAAGAAAUCCUGAAGAUUCCAUAUCUGAACUCACCAGUAUCAGAUCCAGAAACAAUACAAGAUGCUCAAAUGAGUCUCGAUAACCGUUCAAUGAAAGUAGUUGUUACUUCAGGUCCAUACACGAGUGCAAAUGAUUUAGAUUAUACAAACCUACAAGAUUUUGUGACAAGAAUUAACACAACUAUCAAACCACAUGUACUAAUAAUGUUUGGCCCAUUUUUGGACAUCACUCAUAAAUUAGUAUCUACGGGUCAGAUCCCGGAAUUCAGUGGCUUAAAGCAACAGCCAAGAACUCUAGAUGAAAUUUUUGCCAAAGUGAUCGCUCCAAUACUGAAACAAAUCGAUAGUAGAAUCCAAGUGAUAUUGGUACCUUCAACCAAAGAUGUAGUCUCCAAACACGCUGCAUACCCACAAGACUCUCUGGAUAGAAGAUCAUUGAGCUUGCCUAAAAACUUUAAAUGCUUCACUAAUCCAAGUACAUUCCAAUUAAACGAAAUCUUCUUCGGAUGCUCAAACAACGAUAUUUAUAAAGACCUUAGAGAAGUGACAAAAGGUGGUAACGUUUUCCAAAGGAAUAGGUUUGACAGGGUUUCGGAACAUAUCUUAGAGCAACGAAGGUAUUAUCCCGUUUUCCCUGGCGGCAUAAAGACAAGAAAGAUAGAGGACAAGAAUGGAAAACCAGUAUUUGAACAUAUUUCAGGUGCUGAUCUUGACGUCCCGUAUUUAGGGCUAACAGAAUUCAUUGGUGAUAUCAUUCCUGAUGUGAUAUUGAUUCCAAGUGAACUAACUCAUUUUGCUAGAGUCGUUCAAAACGUCAUUAUGAUCAACCCGGGUGCGUUUGUAAGACCAAACGGUGGUCGUGGUACAUAUGUUGAGAUGUCAAUUGAGGCCCCAGAUAUGGAAAAUGAGAAAAUGACUAGAAUUGACGACGUUUAUUUACAUUGUCUUUGGAAGCGUUCAAGAAUUGAUAUUCUAACAGCAUGA
Kluyveromyces marxianus DMKU3-1042 is the source of this 1929-nucleotide messenger RNA. It is a transcript of the gene POL12, whose product is annotated as DNA-directed DNA polymerase alpha subunit POL12. The transcript has a single exon. Bases 1 to 1929 code for a protein of 642 amino acids. Gene Ontology annotation, biological process: DNA replication; DNA replication initiation. NCBI's taxonomy places the organism in Eukaryota, Fungi, Ascomycota, Saccharomycetes, Saccharomycetales, Saccharomycetaceae. The record is from RefSeq and is a predicted model, not a curated record. Gene Ontology annotation, cellular component: alpha DNA polymerase:primase complex. Gene Ontology annotation, molecular function: DNA binding.